Molecule: messenger RNA, 2596 nt
Organism: Galeopterus variegatus (Sunda flying lemur)
Lineage: Eukaryota; Metazoa; Chordata; Mammalia; Dermoptera; Cynocephalidae
Product: zinc finger protein 665-like
Exons: 3
Biological process (GO): regulation of transcription by RNA polymerase II
Molecular function (GO): DNA-binding transcription factor activity, RNA polymerase II-specific; RNA polymerase II cis-regulatory region sequence-specific DNA binding
Source: RefSeq, a predicted model, not a curated record
UGAUUUGUUAACACUCAUGUUACAUGAGGAGGAAGCCUAGAAGAAGAGGAGGUGGAAAGAAAAGGAGUCAGGAAUGGCUCUUCCUCAGGGACGGUUGACUUUCAGGGAUGUGUCUAUAGAAUUCUCUCAGGAGGAGUGGGAAUGUCUGGACUCUACUCAGAGGGCUUUGUACAGGGACGUGAUGUUGGAGAACUACAGGAACCUGGUCUCCCUGGAUUUCUCUCCUAAAUGCCUGAUCAAGAAAUUACCACCAAAAGGGAAAAGUAACACAGAAGUAUUACACACGGUGUUGUUGGGAAGACAUGAAAACGAUUGCAGCAAAGAUUUUUGCUUCCAAGAAACCCAGAGAAAUACUCAUGACUUUGAGUUUCAGUGGAGAGAGGAUGAUAGAAAUUACAAUAGAGUGCCUAUGAUAAAAAAAAAUUUUGCUGGUAGAAGGGAUGAACGUGAACGAACAGAUGCAGGAAGCAAGUGUAUUAAUAAUCAGCUUGGAUUAAACUUUGAAUCACAUCUUACUGAACAGCAGCUAUUUCAGGCUGAAGAGAACAUCUAUGAAUGUAAUCAAGUUCAGAAAUCUAUCAACAAUGAUUUCUCAAUUUCACUACCCCGAAGGAAACCUUCUAGCCUCAAAACCCAUAUUUCUAAUAAAUAUGGAACAGUUCCCAUUCGUGAACAGAAAAUACACAUUAUGGGAAAACCUUACAAAUGUAAUGAGUGUGGCAAAGCUUUUAGUCAUGACUCACAUCUCACUCGACAUCAGUUAAUCCAUUCUGGAGAGAAACAACAUAAAUGUGAUAAAUGUGGCAAGGUCUAUAGUCAAAAAGCCAACCUUGAAAGUCAUCAGAGAGUUCAUACUAUAAAGAAACCAUACAAAUGUAAAGAGUGUGACAGGGCUUUUAGUCGCAAAUCACACCUCGUACGUCAUUGGACAAUUCAUACUGGAAAAAAACCUCACAAAUGUGAUGAAUGCAACAAGGUCUUUAGUCGCAAUUCAAACCUUUCACUACAUCAAAGAAUUCAUACUGGAGAGAAACCUUGCAAGUGUAAUGAGUGUGGGAAAGCCUUUAGUUUACCAUCAUCACUAUAUAGACAUCAGAGAAUCCAUACUGGGGAGAAACCUUUCAAAUGUAAUGAAUGUGGCAAAGCCUUUAGACACGUUUCAACCCUUACCAAACAUCAGAAUAUGCACACUGGAGAAAAACCUUACAAAUGUAAUGAAUGUGGUAGGGUCUUCAGUCGAGCUUCAAGCCUUACAAUUCAUCGUAGAAUUCAUACUGGAGAGAAACCGUAUAAAUGUAAUGAAUGUGGCAAAGUCUUCAAUCGAUGUUCGAGCCUUACAAGUCAUCGCAGAAUUCAUACAAGAGACAAACGUUACAAGUGUAAUCACUGUGGCAAGAUGUUCAGUCAACGUCCAAAUCUUUUAAGUCAUCAGAGAAUUCACACUGGAGAGAAAACUCACAAAUGUAAUGAAUGUGGCAAGGCAUUCAGCCAAAUUUCACAUCUCGCAAGUCAUCAGAGAAUUCAUACUGGAGAGAAACUUUAGAAAUGUAAUGAAUGUGGCAAAGUCUUCAAUCGAUGUUCGAGCCUUACAAGUCAUCGCAGAAUUCAUACAAGAGACAAACGUUACAAGUGUAAUCACUGUGGCAAGAUGUUCAGUCAACGUCCAAAUCUUUUAAGUCAUCAGAGAAUUCACACUGGAGAGAAAACUCACAAAUGUAAUGAAUGUGGCAAGGCAUUCAGCCAAAUUUCACAUCUCGCAAGUCAUCAGAGAAUUCAUACUGGAGAGAAACUUUAGAAAUGUAAUGAAUGUGGCAAAGUCUUCAAUCGAUGUUCGAGCCUUACAAGUCAUCGCAGAAUUCAUACAAGAGACAAACGUUACAAGUGUAAUCACUGUGGCAAGAUGUUCAGUCAACGUCCAAAUCUUUUAAGUCAUCAGAGAAUUCACACUGGAGAGAAAACUCACAAAUGUAAUGAAUGUGGCAAGGCAUUCAGCCAAAUUUCACAUCUCGCAAGUCAUCAGAGAAUUCAUACUGGAGAGAAACUUUAGAAAUGUAAUGAAUGUGGCAAAGUCUUCAAUCGAUGUUCGAGCCUUACAAGUCAUCGCAGAAUUCAUACAAGAGACAAACGUUACAAGUGUAAUCACUGUGGCAAGAUGUUCAGUCAACGUCCAAAUCUUUUAAGUCAUCAGAGAAUUCACACUGGAGAGAAAACUCACAAAUGUAAUGAAUGUGGCAAGGCAUUCAGCCAAAUUUCACAUCUCGCAAGUCAUCAGAGAAUUCAUACUGGAGAGAAACUUUAGAAAUGUAAUGAAUGUGGCAAAGUCUUCAAUCGAUGUUCGAGCCUUACAAGUCAUCGCAGAAUUCAUACAAGAGACAAACGUUACAAGUGUAAUCACUGUGGCAAGAUGUUCAGUCAACGUCCAAAUCUUUUAAGUCAUCAGAGAAUUCACACUGGAGAGAAAACUCACAAAUGUAAUGAAUGUGGCAAGGCAUUCAGCCAAAUUUCACAUCUCGCAAGUCAUCAGAGAAUUCAUACUGGAGAGAAACUUUAGAAAUGUAAUGAAUGUGGCAAAGUCUUGAUACCUCAAGAUGCCUAA